GCCUGCCUGCCUGCCUGCUUACGGAGUAGUUAAUUAAUUGAGUAAUCAGGAGGGGUAAACAUCAAUCAGCAGCCUGCCUCCGCCCACCGCCAGCUGCAUCCCCAUUCCUCCAACUCCAAUCCCUCGUCGGACCCAGGUGUAGGUGAGGCGCCAGGAGGAUCUCCAAUCCCUGCUUUCUUUCCCCGCCUCCUAAGAUUCCUCCUUUUCUUCCCCCUUUUCCUGCACCGCGCCGCCCAAUCUCGGGCUUGAGCCGCCGGAGGAGGGGGGCUUGCUGCCGACGACUGGGGAGGAGCGACCGGCUACCUAGAAGAUGUUCAAGCUGCAUCGCCACCGCUCCUCGGACCGCGCCGGCGAGCGCUACGACUUCAGAUUCUCCAACUUCCGCGCCGUCCAGCCUUGCUGACGUACCUACAACCAGCACUAAAGGAAAUGGGGAGAGACCCUACUACUUUACUGCUCUACCUCAUAUGCAAUCGCUUUGCUCGCCUCCAUCCGUCAUAGGCUCAAGUCACCUGUGAUGCUUACGGCCAAUUCUUGUGAUAUACCAUGCCACCGGUGUGCCCAGUGCUUCUGCCUUGUUAAUUUCCUUCCAAAUUCACUUUGUCAUUUGUACUGUGUACUCUUGCCCCUUUUGAAAUUAUUAUGCGCUUCUUCUUGCCAAUGAUGCUUUCUCCAGACAGACAAGUCACUCCUGUUCAUUUUAAGCGCACUCUAAUUACGGUAAAGGGGAAGGAAUACCACACUGCUCAAGCGCGUGGCUACUUGUUUUCGUGCAUCAAAUCCGCUUUUGUGUUUUUUCUUGCAUAACACGUCCGGUUUCGUACGCAUUUUCUGCUAUGUAUGCGCUAUACGUGCUCGCAGGUGUUAAUCCCUUAUCCAUUUGAGGUGUUCUACAGGUCCCUGCAGUAUCAGACAGGCUCUUCCUUUCAAUAGUCUCAGUGGAUUCUGGAAAAACAAUUGCAAAGUCCAGUAAAGCAGCUUCUCGAAGUGGAAUAUGCCAAUGGCCUGACACCGUAUUGGAACCAAUAUGGUUUUCCAAGGAUGAAGUCUCCAAAGAGUAUGAAGAGUGUCAAUACAAGAUUAUUGUUUGCUUGGUAUGCAAUACGGAUCAACGAAAUCUGGCAUUCUUGGGGAGAUUUUUCUAAACCUGUCUAAUUUUCUGAAUUUGGUGGAUCCAACUGCUAUCUCCUUGCCACUGAAGAGAUGCAACUCUGGAACAGUUUUACAGCUUAAGGUUCAAUGUCUUGGCACAAAGUCUAAGCUGAGUGGUGUCAGAUCAUUGAGAGACAUGUCUCCCCGUCUUGAGGACCGUAGUCCCACGCCAACCAACGAUGACAUGGACAACAGAUCAGAUUGCUCCGAUAGUAUGUUCAACAGGGGUGUCCAUUCUUCAUCAGAGAAUCAUUUGGGUGCAACUUAUCAAGAUGAACCUGGGAACAGGGAAACAAGUUUCUCAGCAUCAGGGUCCCACCGGAGUUCUAAUUCUGGAGAUAGUACUGCAGAUAGAACAAACUUCUCUCCUAGAGACAACUCUAACGGAGGACUUUAUGUGGGAAGGCAGGAUUCUGCUAGCUCCCAUGCUAGUUAUGUUAGUGCUGGCCGUGGUGAUGAUGGAUUUAGAUCCAACAAUUCAUCUUUCAGUUCUCGGGCUUCAGGUCCAACUAUGCUACAAGGGAGUACUCCAAAAACAUUUGCAAACGGCCUUUCUCAGUUAUCUAUGGGGGCAUCUGACUCAUCUAAAGAUCUUCUUGAAGCUGCUGAAGAAACAAUUGAGGAACUCCGUGAUGAGGCAAAAAUGUGGGAACGACAUUCUCGCAAGUUGAAGGCUGAUCUAGAGCUGCUGAAGAAGGAAUGUUCUGAAAAAUCAAAGCAACAGGCUGAGCUAGCAGUUGAGCUGUCUGCUGCACAAGCUGAACGGGAUUCCUAUAGACAUGAAAUUGAAGAAUUAAAGUCAUCCUUACAGGAUGUAAACACACGACAAACAAUUACAGGAACACCUAAGCGUACAGACUGGAUAGACCUGCAGAAGGAACUUGAAGAGGAGGUGAAGUAUCUGAAGGAAUCAAAUGCAGACUUAACCAUACAAGUAAACAGGACUCAAGAGGCAAAUAUUGAGCUUCUUUCUAUUCUUCAGGAACUUGAGGAGACCAUAGAAGAACAGAGAGUAGAAAUAUCUAAGAUUUCAAAUGUCAAGCAGACUGCUGAUCCGCAAAAUGGGUUGUUAGUCAAAGAAGACACGGAGUGGGCUAAGAAACUAUCAACGAAAGAGGAUGAAAUCAAAAUGCUGAGGGAGAAACUGGAUCAUGCUCUUAAUGUUGGAAAUGCAGGUGGGGCAGGUUCCAGUGCCAUUUACCUGGAAUUGGAGAAAGAAAAUGAAAUUUUAAGGGCUAAAAUACAAGAGCUUGAGAAAGACUGUUCUGAACUAACAGAUGAAAAUUUGGAGCUUAUAUAUAAGCUGAAAGAUAAUGAGGUGACAAAAGGGCAGGGUCCUCAUAUUUCAAACAGCAACGACCUGCAAUUCGAGAAGCUUACAUCGCGGAUACAUCAACUGGAGGAGGAACUUAGGAACAAGGAAAUAUUAAGAGAUGACAGCUUUUCUGAGGCAUCAAUGUCUAAUGUAGACGAGUUACAGAGAAAAUGUGCUGACCUUGAGCUAAAGCUGCUAAAGUUUAGGUCUCAAACCUGUGAGCUAGAAGAAAAGUUCCAUAAAAGCCAAGAUGAUUUGGAACAAAGAAAUAUUGAGUUAUCUGAGCUGAGAAGGAAGAUGAACGGUUUCCAUUCAACAGAAUCGGAAGUUAGCGAAUCUGGUGGUACAGGAAAGUACCAAUCUAGAACAGCAGAUCUAGAGGAUACUGAAUCUGAGACAGAUAUGCUGAAGGUGAGGUUUGAACUGCAACUACAGGAAAAUGAUAACCUGCGGCGUUCCAAGGUUGAAAUGGAAAAUUUUAUUUCUGAAAUUCAGGCAGAGAAGAAUCAGCUUGAGCAACGCCUGUCCGCAUCACUUAAAGAAAGCAGCAUCACUUCAAAAUGCUUGGAUGAAGUGCGGCAAGAUAUCAUUGUGCUUUCCAGCAGCAUAGAUUCCCAUGUUUCAGCUAAUAAGGUUCUUGAGAGGAAGAUAAUUGAGCUAGAGAGCUGCAAAGCUGAACUAGAGUUGCAUAUAUCAGAGCUGGAACAGGAAAACAUAGAGCUGUCGGAACGGAUAUCUGGACUGGAAGCACAAUUGACUUACCUGACAAAUGAGAAGGAGUCGAGUGAGCUGCAGAUGCAUGACUCUAGAUCUCUUAUUGUUAAUCUCAAAGAUAAAGUAGAGCGGCAGCAAUCAGAGAUGGAAAGUCAGAGGCUCGAAUUUAAGCAGAAACAACAAGAAUCUCAAAGAAGAUUGUCAGAAGCACAGGAUGAUUCUGAAGUUCUGAGAAGAUCUAAUUCUAAACUACAAUCUACGGUUGAGAGUCUUAUUGAAGAGUGCAGUUCUCUUCAGAAUCUAAUUGCUGAUCUGAAGAAGCAGAAGUUGGAAUUGCACGGUCAUCUUACGCAAAAAGAGCAGGAACUGGAUGAGUCGAAAAAAAGGAAUUUUGAUUUUAGCAAAACAGUGGAAUUCCUUGAGGCAAAGCUCUCUUCACUACAGAAGGACAUUUCUUCUAAAGAGCAAUCUUUAUUGUCAGAACUGGAGAGUAUAUUCCAGGAGCACACGGAACAAGAAGAAAGAAUUAAUCGUGCACAUUUCAUGCUAAAUAAGAUAGAGAAUGAAAAGACUCUUGAAGUAGAGAAUCUUGAGAGGGAGGUCAUCAGCCUCACUGCACAGGUCUCCUCCACACACGAGGAGCGAGAAAAUGCCACACUGGAUGCUAUCCGAGAGGUAUCUGUCCUGCGAGCAGACAAGGCUAAACUUGAGGCCAGUCUCCAAGAUGUCAGUGCACAAUUGCGGCAUUAUGAGUCUCAAUUGGAAGACCUUCGUAAGGAGUCUAAAAAUAAAAUUAAAGGGUUAGUUGAUUCCCUUAAUGCUUCCAAACAGAGUGAGGAAAUGUUGACAGCAGAUGCUGAACAUAUGAAAAAGUUGAUGGAAGCUGCUAAAUCCAACGAAGAUAUGUUAAGGAAGGCUACUAAUGAACUAGAACUGAAGCUUAAAUCCAGUGAUUAUGAGAAACAGCAAAUGCUGGAAGAAAUAUCUGGUCUGAAUCUGCAGGUCCAGAAGAUAAUGAAUCUUCAAGAUGAGGUUUUCAAACUUCAUAGUUCUCUUGAUGAGGCUAAGUUCGAAAAAGGAAAACUGGAGGAGCUCCUGCGUUUGGUGACUGAGGAAUGUGAAGAACUAAAAGCACAGAAGGCUAUGCUAACAGAUAAGAUUUCCGACAUGCAGGAGACUUUAAAAAAUGGUGAAGAAGAAAGACGAAGCAGAAUAGCUAUGCAGGCAAAGCUCGUGAGGUUGGAGAGUGAUCUAUCGGCAUCGGAAGCAUCACAUGUACAUGAAGCAGAACUAAAGAACGAGCUUAGUAGGAUCAAGAGAUCAAAUAGCGAGUACCAGAGGAAGUUACAAUCUCUCGAGCAGGAGAAUGAGGAUCUCACAAGAAGAGUUCAAGUUAUGGAAAAGGGGUUCGAGCAAAUGCCCCACAUUAAAGAAGAGAACCUUGGAAAUCAGGAGACUGGAGGAGAUGAUCAGACUGCCAUUCAGUCAAAAAUUCAGGUGCUGGAAACUAAGCUUGCACAGGCGUUGGAGGAAAAUAAAUUGUACAGAUCUCAACAAAAGAGUCCGAUGCCUGAGGGGCAAUCUGCUGGUGGAGAUGGCAAGGAGGGUAACACUGAUAGGGUUUUGCAACUGGAAGGAGAGCUGAGAGAUAUGAAGGAACGUUUACUCAACAUGAGCUUGCAGUAUGCAGAAGUAGAGGCUCAGAGGGAACGCUUAGUGAUGGAGCUUAAAGCUGUGAAGAAAGGGCGAUGGUUUUAGCGGAAUGGGGAACUAUGGCCUGCCAUAACCUUGAGACUGACAGCACAGAUGAGCACCAUCAAGCCUUGUUGUGUCGUGCAGUGACAAUGUGACAUUUCUGUCAGAUUGUCAUGUGAGAAUGGACAAGCAAGUGCAGAGCCAGAUGCGAUGUACACUGGACUUGGUAGCUGGUGCUGGAGGAUGCGCACCAAGACAGUAAAGGUCUGUGCGAUGUGGUGAACUGUGAGCCUGUGACUACCCCCCACCCCUUGAGGAUGCGGCCCCUACACUAUGAGCUAGCCUGCUGCUCACUAUGAUAUGAUGAUCCCAUUUUAACCUAUUGAUAUUUAUUUGUAAUGGCAUGCCUUUUUAUCUGGUAUAUACGCCAGUUUGUGAUCGAGUUGACUGGAGGGUGAUGGUCAGUUGUUGAUAUGGUAACUCGGUUGACCCUCCAUCAGUUUUAGUACAUGAUUAUUAAGUCAGCAUUAAUUGUUAAUAAAUGUAGUUAGUUUUUUCUUGGUGAGACCAUUGUAGAGGGUGAGUAAGUGCUAGUACAGUCAUUAUGUUACACUCUAUCACACAUUCUGUUGUACUAGUAGUUCGAGUGUACAAAAAUAUUGCUCCUGCAAGGCAGCUGUAAGUUUUCACAGCGAAUGAGAAUGGAUAAUGCUCAAGUUUGCCGUUAAGUA
Panicum hallii is the source of this 5607-nucleotide messenger RNA. RefSeq names its product COP1-interactive protein 1-like. The transcript is spliced from 9 exons. The coding region runs from base 1097 to 4939 and encodes 1280 amino acids. NCBI's taxonomy places the organism in Eukaryota, Viridiplantae, Streptophyta, Magnoliopsida, Poales, Poaceae. The record is from RefSeq and is a predicted model, not a curated record.